This is a messenger RNA of Anguilla rostrata (American eel), 3340 nucleotides long. RefSeq names its product plastin-3-like. Bases 219 to 2102 code for a protein of 627 amino acids. Gene Ontology annotation, cellular component: actin filament bundle; cytoplasm; actin filament. The record is from RefSeq and is a predicted model, not a curated record. NCBI's taxonomy places the organism in Eukaryota, Metazoa, Chordata, Actinopteri, Anguilliformes, Anguillidae. The transcript has 16 exons. Gene Ontology annotation, biological process: actin filament bundle assembly; actin filament network formation. Gene Ontology annotation, molecular function: actin filament binding; calcium ion binding.
UUGCCGCCCCAAGUCUUUGUGAGCGAGGCAGGAAUGCUGGAGUUCCAGAUUAUCUCUGAAGGGUGUUGAGAGAGCACGCUGCCUGCCGUUCGCCGCUCACCUUCACCGUUCUCCAUUCUCCACUCACCGCUCACCGCCCGCCGCUCACCAUCGCUCAAGGAGCCUCUAAAGGAUCACUGACACUCUCGGACUAGCAGCUGCAGGUUGUCUCCAAGGAGAUGGCGGGAAAGAUCUCAAAAGACGAGCUGGAGGAGCUGCGCGAGGCCUUCGACAAAGUGGACCUGAACAGCAAUGGCUUCAUCAGCGACUGUGAGCUCCAGGAACUGUUCAAGGAAGCCAACCUGCCCCUUCCGGGGUACCGAGUGCGUGAGAUCAUCCAGAACCUCAUGAAGGAGGGAGAUCGCGACAAAGACAACAAGAUCAGCUUUGACGAGUUUGUUUCUAUCUUCCAAGAGCUGAAGAGCAGUCAAGUGGCUAAGACCUUCAGGAAGGCCAUCAACAGGAAGGAGGGGAUCCUGGCCAUUGGGGGCACCUCUGAGCUGUCCAGUGAGGGCACCCAGCACUCUUUCUCAGAGGAGGAGAGGUUUGCGUUUGUGAACUGGAUAAACACUGCCCUGGAGCAGGAUCCAGACUGUAAGCACGUGCUGCCAAUGGACCCAAACACCAACGCCCUCUUCAAGGCUGUGGGAGACGGCAUCGUGCUCUGUAAAAUGAUCAACCUAUCGGUGCCCGAUACGAUUGAUGAGAGGACCAUAAACAAGAAGAAGCUGACGCCGUUCACCACUCAGGAGAACUUGAACCUGGCCCUCAACUCGGCCUCCGCCAUCGGCUGCCACGUGGUCAACAUUGGGGCGAUGGACCUGAGGGAAGGGAAGCCCCACCUGGUGCUGGGGCUGCUGUGGCAGAUCAUCAAGAUCGGCCUGUUCGCCGACAUCGAGCUGAGCCGGAACGAAGCUCUGGCGGCCCUGCUGAGAGAGGGCGAGACCCUGGAGGACCUGAUGAAGCUCUCCCCCGAGGAGCUGCUCCUGCGCUGGGCCAACUUCCACCUGGAGAACGCCGGCUGGAGCAAGAUCAACAACUUGAGCUCCGACAUCAAGGACUCCAGGGCGUACUUCCACCUGCUGAACCAGAUCUCCCCCAAAGGGACCAAAGAGGGCGAGGAUCGCAUCGACAUCGACAUGUCGGGCUUUGGGGAGAAGGAUGACCUGAAGAGGGCCGAGUACAUGCUGCAGCAGGCAGAUGCCCUCGGCUGCCGGCAGUUUGUCACGCCCGCUGAUGUUGUCAGCGGCAACCCAAAACUUAACCUGGCCUUCGUGGCCAACCUCUUCAACAAGUACCCAUCCCUGACCAAGCCAGAGAACCAGGACAUCGACUGGGGCCGGCUGGAAGGUGAAACGCGAGAAGAGAGGACCUUCCGUAACUGGAUGAACUCCUUGGGGGUCAACCCCCAUGUCAACCACCUAUAUGGUGACCUGCAAGAUGCACUUGUCAUCCUACAACUGUAUGAGAAGAUCAAGGUUCCAGUCGACUGGACCAACAAAGUCAACAGACCACCCUACCCCAAACUUGGGGCUAAUAUGAAAAAGCUGGAGAACUGUAACUAUGCCGUGGAGCUGGGGAAGCACGAGGCCAAGUUUUCCCUUGUCGGCAUUGGAGGGCAGGACCUGAACGACGGCAAUGCCACCCUGACGCUGGCACUGGUGUGGCAGCUCAUGAGGAGGUACACCCUGAAUGUACUAGAGGACCUCGGAGAUGGAUCGAAAGCCAAUGAUGACAUCAUUGUCAAUUGGGUCAAUAAGGUUUUGGCUGAGGCAGGAAAGCAAUCCAAAAUAUCAAGCUUCAAGGACAAAGGGAUCAGCUCCAGCAUUGCGGUACUGGACCUGAUCGAUGCCAUCCAGCCGGGCUGCAUCAACUACGAGCUGGUGAAGACGGGCGACCUGUCUGAUGAGGACAAGCUGGACAACGCUAAGUACGCUGUGUCCAUGGCCCGAAAGAUUGGCGCCAGAGUCUACGCCCUUCCUGAUGACCUGGUGGAGGUGAAACCCAAAAUGGUGAUGACGGUCUUCGCCUGUCUGAUGGGACGAGGGAUGAAGAAGGCGUAAAGGGACCAUGCCGUGCCAUGCCAUGCCAUGCCGGGCCAGCACACAGACCAACAUCUCCCCCAUAAGCCGUUUGCUGGUUGAAAGGCUUCUGGUUAAAGGAAUUACUACAGCCAUUGCUUAAAAGAAAAAAAUGUAAAUCAACAGACAUUAAAACUAAAGAAUCUUGUGUUGCUUUGGCAGGACUAAUAAGGUCUUAAUGGGGUGGGGUGGGGUGAUGGGAAGGAGCUGGCAUUGUUUGGUUACAGAAAGGCUGUUCUCCCCGUCCCCCUGCUCCUCACAAAUAUGACAGGUUGAUCUGCGAAGGUACACAUUGCUGAAAUGCAUUCAUAUCUUAAACCUCCAAGGUGACUCUGCACCCACACACACACGCAGACAGACAGACAGACAGACAGACAAGCAUGCACACACAGACAGACACAUGCACACACACACCGUCAGUUGGCUGAAGCUGUUACGAGACUCCUUGUACAUUUUAUUUUUGCCUGUUUCUUUUUGGUUUCUGGGGUGAUAUGUAGAUGGAAAGGGUAUAGUUAGCUGUAUGGAUCUUUUUGAGACUUUGGCUUAUUUCAAUUAACUGUACAUCUCAAUUUGAACGGCUUUGGAAGUGAGAAAGUGGCUCACCACACACAGUAUUGCUGUAAUGCAGUGCUUUCCUUUUGUGGCUUUUUGUACCAUUAAGAUGGAGGCUUAUUUUCUUAUUUUUAUACCUUAUAUACAGUGUACCAAAAAAAGAUAAGAGACAAUACAAGAUAACAUCCUUUCCAGGUAGAAGCUUUAAAACAUUCCAUUGUUAUGAACGCAUUUUAGUAUGUGUCUUACGUAAGUAUAUACCCAAAAAUGUUGCUUUUUACAUAAAGAAAAAGCGAGGAACUAUGCAUGAAUAUCUUAUAGUUUUAAUGUAAAUCUGUACACACCCUGGUGGCUGAAAAGUACAGCUUUUAUCCUGACAGGAGCGGUUUCAUGCUGUAUUCCCUUGGGUUGGGAAAUGGGGCUGGGAUGGAGAUGGCAACACAGGGAACAGAAACCCUCUGUCAAAGAUGGAAGGUGUCGCAAAAGAGAGGAGAAGACAGACUGGUCACCGUUUGGUUCAAAGAACCCAAUGCUGUGGAGAAAACUGGAAAAUGUUUAGCCAUGCAAAGUUCAGGAAUCUACAGCCAAAAACUGCUCAAUAAGAACGGGCUAACAAUACCUGUAUCUGGGUGACAACUGGUAAAACUAAAAUAAAACCAUUCCAAACA